Messenger RNA from Scomber scombrus (Atlantic mackerel), 2337 nucleotides. RefSeq names its product WD repeat domain 25 (gene wdr25). Bases 123 to 1610 code for a protein of 495 amino acids. The transcript is spliced from 7 exons. Gene Ontology annotation, molecular function: protein binding. NCBI's taxonomy places the organism in Eukaryota, Metazoa, Chordata, Actinopteri, Scombriformes, Scombridae. The record is from RefSeq and is a predicted model, not a curated record.
GACGCUUAUGGUUCCUACCGGCUGCUUCCACAUUUUGCAGGAUGUUAGAAAGCACAGAUGAUAUUUGACUGUUUUGGCGCUUCAGAAAUUGGAUACAAUUGCUGACAGAUUGUCAUGUGAGGAUGUCUUCAUUAGUUGCCUACGAGGACUCUGAGUCUGAGGAUGAUUAUUUGGAUCAAAAAGAGGGAGAAGGAUCUGCUUCUGUCCAAACUGAGUCUUGUGAACAGGCAAAAGACAACCAAGAAGUCAGGGGAAGUCAUUUUUUUGAGGUAACGCCAAUCCCUCACAUCUUCACAUCUGACCCUGACAAGACAAUGUUGGAAUCACAACCACUGCAGAGCUGCUUUGACAGGGAAGAUAAACAUUUUAGAGCAACUGCAGCUCCUCUCAGUUUAUCUGGUACUCAGGGGAAGCACCCAUCACUACGGACUCUUCCUCACAUGGCACAAAGCUUUGGCGAUGGUUCAAACACAGCAAAAAGACCUCACACUGUCAAACCUGGUGUCAGACCAUACAUUCCCAAGAGACAGAGACAUUUCACUUCAUUAGAGAAAGCAGACACAAAGUAUAUGGCUGAGCAAGCCCCAGAGACUCAGACCAGGGACAGCCAAAUUCUCUCAGAUGUGUCGCCAAAAGUGAAGCCAUAUCUUCCUCACAAGCCAGGAGCUGCAGGGAUACCAAGGAGGCUUCUGAUGAGCUUGGGAGGCCACCAGGGUCCAGUAAACACAGUGCAGUGGUGUCCAGUACCUCAUCUCAGUCAUCUGCUGCUGUCUGCCUCCAUGGACAAGACUUUCAAGGUGUGGGAUGGAGCAGAGAGCGGACGAUGCCUGAGGGUUUACACCUGCCAUUCAGGAGCUGUGCGAGAUGCAUGUUGGACCCCCUGCGGCCGAAGCCUCCUCACUGGCUCAUUUGACAACACUGCUGUGAUCACAGACGUAGAGACAGGGCAGCAAGUAGUUAAAUUGGACAACGGAUUCAAGGUGAUGUGUCUGGCCUUACAUCCCAGCAACCCUGAGAUAUUCCUGACUGGAGGUUACAGUUCAACAGUUAAGGCCUGGGACUCUCGCAGCAGCAAGAUGGUGGCAGUGUACAAAGCAGGAAUCCAGCAGACCUUGGACAUUCUGUUUCUGAGAGGUGGUGCGGACCUCAUAAUAAGCUCUGACUGCGUGAGCAGAGACUCUGCGGACCGCACCCUCAUCGCCUGGGAUUUUCAGACCACAGCCAAGGUCUCCAACCAGAUCUACCAUGAGAGGUACACGUGUCCAAGCCUGGCUCUCCAUCCGAUGGAGGAGUCCUUCGUUGCCCAGACGAAUGGGAACUACAUUGCAGUGUUCUCCUCCCAGCGGCCCUAUAGGAUGAACAAGAGGCGGCGAUACGAAGGACACAAGGUGGAGGGAUACGCGGUGCAGUGCGAGUUCUCUCUGGAUGGAACUAUGCUGGCCUCCGGGAGCUCCACUGGCUCCGCUCACUUCUACGACUACCAAAACACUCGUAUGCUGCACACCCUCCAAGCCCACAGCCAGCCCUGCCUGUGUGUGUCUCAGCAUCCUGUCCUGCCCGAGACUGCGGCCACUUGCGACUGGGCAGGCGAGAUCAAGAUCUGGCACUGACAACUCUGAAUGUGAAUACAGACUUUAAAAGUUAUAAGAAGUAACAGAUUGGCCAAAAGAAUGAGAUGGAAAACUGUAUUAAACUGGAAACUCACGAGCACAUUCAUUUUACAUUCAUUUCCCAUAAUCUCUUGGCAAAAAAUACCUGAGUGGUCAAGGGAGGCAAAUGAGAAGAAGCACGAAUCCAGGGUGACGUUUCAGCAUGAAGCAUAUAUUUUACUCUGCUCUGUGAGCAACAGAUCUGCCCAACACCUUUCAGCAUCACCUACACACUGCAUUUACAGGGUUACCUCAACACAUAAAAAACAGUAUAUCUGUACGUAGAUCCAUUACCAGAAAUACAGAAUAUACAAUCUUAAUAAAUAUUUACACACCCAAAUCUAAACCUAGUAAAUAUAUUACACACAUAAAUACAUUUCAGUAAAACCAAACCCCUUUCCCGCUUGUUGUUACCCUCCUGGAACUAUUAAAAGGUGUGUGAGCCCCCGGGAAUUCUUGCCCAAGCACCCUGGGAAAAGGAUGACAUGCAGAGAGGUAAGUUUAUGCAUGACACAGACACAUUUCAAUUUUACUGUUAGGAUUAGCGUAGCAUGAGUCUUACACUGUACUCCUCAAUUAACAAAUGAUUUGCUACAAUUGAGUCAUAAAUCAAUGCAUGUUAUUUGCUCAUUCACAGGCGAACGACAAGGUGGAACAGCCAAGCGUCCCAGUUGUCAAACAUCAGACU